This is a messenger RNA of Penicillium griseofulvum, 2220 nucleotides long. Its product is annotated as FAD-dependent oxidoreductase. The transcript is spliced from 5 exons. NCBI's taxonomy places the organism in Eukaryota, Fungi, Ascomycota, Eurotiomycetes, Eurotiales, Aspergillaceae. Bases 1 to 2220 code for a protein of 739 amino acids. The record is from RefSeq and is a predicted model, not a curated record. Gene Ontology annotation, molecular function: FAD binding.
AUGGCCCCGUUUACCGUUAUCAUAAUCGGUGGCAGCGUAGCGGGGUUGACCCUCGCGAAUGUUUUCGAGAGGUAUGGCAUUGAAUACAUUCUCCUUGAGAAAUACAAGGUUAUUGCACCUCAGCUUGGAGCUAGUAUUGGAAUUCUACCCUAUGGUCUACAGGUCUUGGAUCAACUCGGCAUCGCGGAACAGGUCUCAUCCGUGUGCGAACUAGUUGAGACGAUGCAGACAUUUGGGCCUGAUGGGGAGCGCCUCAAAAAUAUGGAUGCGUUCGGUCAGCUCCUGGCAGAUUUGACGGGAUACAAAUUCAGUUUCUUGGACCGCCAAGACCUUGUCCAAGCACUUUACAACAAUCUUCAAGAUAAAUCUAAAGUCCAUGUGUCAAAGGAGAUUUUUAAGAUUGAUGAGCUCGAUGGAGAGGUGCAAAUCACUACCAAAGACGGUGCAACAUUCAAAGGAGAUCUCCUUGUUGGCGCCGACGGCGUUCACAGCCGGACCAGAGCGGAGAUGUGGAGGAUUGCGGAGUCGGAAGAUCCUCAAUAUGGAAGCAAACGAAUGGCGGAAUCAAUUAGCUGUACAUACAAAUGUAUGUUCGGCAUCGCCGAUUACCAGGAAGGCAUACCAGAUGAGACCGGGUCCAAAUCUUACCACAAGAACCGCUCUUACUUGUGCCAAUCUGGCCGCGAAGGCAAAUUCUACUUCUUUGUCUUCAUAAAAAACAAACAAAAAACAGUUGACCAAUCCAUCCCCCGAUACACGGCUGAAGAUGAGCAAGCUGUGGUGGAUGAAUAUGGAGAAGAUAUUAUUCGUCCUGGAGUCACCUUCGGCGAUGUAUACAAGCGGCGUCGACAUGCGGUUCUUGUUCCACUGCAUGAAUAUGUGUUGGACAAAUGCUUUUAUAAAAACGCAAUAUUGAUUGGUGACUCCUUUCACAAAUUCAACCCGCUUACCGGACACGGUGGAAACUCCGCUAUCGAGGACGCAGCUUUUCUCGGUGACUUGUUAAAGGAAGUGUUGCAAAAAGAGCCUUCUCCCACAAGUUCCACGUUGCAGGUGGCAUUUGCCGACUUCCAGCAACAACGGCGACCCAGAACCAAAAAUUUCCUAGACGGAGCCAGUUCGUUGCAAGCGCUAGAAGCCCUCGAGAAUCCCUGGUUGGAGUUCAUAACCCUCAAAGUUAUGGGGAAAAUGUCGAUAGAUAAGAUGGCUCCAAUUUUCGCUGACUGUCAUUCGCCUGGCCAUAUCUUAAGAUAUCUGCCAGAGCCAUCCCGUAGAGGUGUCAUCGCCCGCGAGGCGGAUAUAGUCACGACACCAGGCCAACGGGCACUGCCUGCAACGAUUCUUUGGGCUACUCUCAUUGCUGCCGCUGCCAGUUUGAGUCUGUUUGCGGUGGGACACACCAGUCUUGGAAGUCAGAAUGUGGUCCUCGGCAAUAUACUACAGCUUUACACUUUUAUGAUCAGAGCCGUCGUGACUGUGUUGUGGACAGUGGAGUCAUACCGACCUGGCUUAUUUUCCGGGCCAUUACACAGUGCCAUCCCCUAUCUACUUGUCUGCAUUGGGGUAGGAUGGGAAUUUGCGGUGCCAAUCUACUUUCUCGUGUACAUCUGGACAAGUCGGUCUCGAUCUUUCUACUACCCUGCACCCAGAGCUAUCGACAUCAGGGCUGCCGAAAGCCUUCCCGCAGGCGUCUUGAUCGCUUACAUCCCGUCUAUCCUCUGGGCUUUGGUUACAUAUCAUGGAGCUUGGGCUGCAACGACCUGGACAUUCGCCGCAAGCCAUCUUGCGUUUCCUGCGGUGUUAUAUCUGGGAUUGAGGCUUUCAAGGCACGACCCGCCUAAAUCCAACAUCCCAGAGUCAUUAUAUGGUAAACGUGACUUGCCUCACCUGAUCAAAACAUACAACAUACUUAUCUUCAUCACGGCAACACUUCACAUACUCAUCGUGAGUCAAUUCGGUGCACGAAAUUUGUCAACCGGUUCUGUUGCAACGGUGGCUUUCUCAUACGAGGGCGUGCAGUUGAUGGUACUCUCCCUUGUCAUCAUGGCCUGGUGUUUCUUUACUACUUGGGAUUUGCGCCGCGUACGCAUUGUCCAAACUCACUGGCUUUCUGAUAUGUCCUGUUAUUUUAUGGCGGGUUUGUUCCUCGGACCCGCUGCAACCCUGAUCAGUAUGUGGAAGUUGCGCGAGGUUGCAAUGGAAAACUCAAGAAAGAGGUGA